AUGGAUAUGUUUGCGUCCAUAUUUGCUGCAAAUUAUGCUUUUUAUAGCAACAUGCAGGGUCGAAGACCGAUUUUCUAUGCUCCAGUAGCCUGCCAUCCUUCACAAGUUCGACAAUUCUUAUCUUCACAAAAUUCAUCAAAUUUUCGAGGACCUACGGAUUUGACAUCCAUGAACUUUUCGAGACCUUCAGAACAAAGAAAUGAUUCCGAAGGAGGCACAACAAAUCAUAAAAAUACCGAACCUGAUGUGAAGUUUUCUAUCGAUAGAAUACUGAAUGAAAGACGAGAAGAUCCAGAAACUGAUGAAGACGACAUUGGUGAAAGAAACAUAGACGAAGCAUCUCAGGUAACAGAUCCACAAUCGCCAGACUCGAGUAAACAAUACCCUUGGUUACAAUGUACACGAUACAAACCUCCAAAACUACCAAGGAUACAGAAAAAAGAAGUAACGAAGAAACGAAAGCUUGGAAGAAACCCACGCGUCCCUUUUACACAACACCAAGUUGCAGCACUCGAGCAGAAAUUCCGCCAAACACACUACUUGAGUAGCAUGGAUGUUGCUGAACUUUCUACUGCACUCACUCUUACAGAAACACGGGUGAAGAUAUGGUUCCAGAAUAGACGUGCACGUGAACGUCGUGAUCGUGAGGCUAACCAGAGGGGAGGACUCCUUUCCGCUAAGGCAGUAUCAACUGCAGUAGCUGUGACGUCAUCGCCUUGGUCCUUCCCAAUGUACCCAUCCCAUCCUGCUCUCGCUCAGUAUCGUGACGUCACACAGGCAAACUUGUCCGCAUUCACUCCUGUGACCAGCUCCACGUCCUGA
Messenger RNA from Ylistrum balloti, 822 nucleotides. RefSeq names its product homeobox protein MSX-1-like. Gene Ontology annotation, molecular function: RNA polymerase II transcription regulatory region sequence-specific DNA binding; DNA-binding transcription factor activity, RNA polymerase II-specific. NCBI's taxonomy places the organism in Eukaryota, Metazoa, Mollusca, Bivalvia, Pectinida, Pectinidae. Gene Ontology annotation, biological process: regulation of transcription by RNA polymerase II; embryonic morphogenesis. Gene Ontology annotation, cellular component: nucleus. The coding region runs from base 1 to 822 and encodes 273 amino acids. The record is from RefSeq and is a predicted model, not a curated record. The transcript has 3 exons.